ACGUAACGAAAGUACGUUCAGCACUGAUCACGGAAGUGCACGCCGGUGCUCUCGCUAACCAGUACAGCGGAGUUUUGAAUGAUUGAUAUCAAACAGCUAUUUCCCUCAUUUUUGCACCCUAUGUUGAGGUCGGUGCCGACAGUGAGUAGUAAACGUAAAUAGUUACAGUUCAGGCUGUGGUUGAGCUUGGCUGCUGUCUGUGCAUGUCGCAGCAUUGACGCUUCUUAGUAGCAUAGUUUGGCUUUGUGAAUAGUCCUCCACGGAGCGUCAGUGUGCUGGGUAACGUGUAUGCAUUUAUUACAUAAAAGGUGUAAUUACACAAGUACAAGGUCGGUGAAGUAGCCUACAGACUGUUAGAUUCGCCCUCCUGCAAUGGAAAAUACACGCACAGAGACGUUUUUGAUAACUGGGGGAUGUGGCUAUUUUGGUCAUCGCCUGGCAUGCUCCCUGCAUAAAAAAGGAGCCAAUAUCAUUCUGUUUGACACAGUCCCUUCAAAGCAAGAAGUGCCUGAGGGCGUUGUGUUUGUUCAAGGAGAUAUACGUGAGUAUGCACAAGUGGAAAGGGCUAUCGCCGGUGUGGACUGUGUAUACCACAUCGCCUCCUAUGGCAUGUCUGGCAGGGAGCAGCUGGACCGACAUCUGAUUGAGGCGGUGAAUGUUCAAGGCACACAGAACGUCCUGCAGGCCUGCAUUGAGCUCGGGGUGUCCAGGCUUGUUUACACCAGCACCUUCAAUGUGGUGUUCGGAGGCCAAGUGAUAGAAAACGGGGAUGAAAGCCUCCCUUAUCUACCUCUCCAUCUGCACCCUGACCACUACUCCAGAACCAAGUCGCUGGCGGAGAUGGCGGUACUGAAAGCUAACGGCACAGCACUGAAGGACGGCUCAGGGGUGCUGAGAAGCUGUGCACUGCGACCGGCAGGAAUCUACGGGCCUGGUGAGCAGAGGCACCUGCCCAGGAUAGUUGGCUACAUAGAGAAGGGGAUUUUCAAGUUUGUUUACGGUAAACCCAGCAGCCUGGUGGAGUUUGUCCAUGUGGACAACCUGGUGUCAGCACACGAGCUCGCUGCCGAGGCUCUGACCUCAGAGAAGCAGCACCGUUCUGCCGGCCAGGCCUACUUUAUCUCAGACGGCAGGCCUGUGAACAAUUUUGAAUUCUUCAGACCUCUGGUGGAGGGCCUGGGCUAUCCUUUCCCCAAACUGCGCCUUCCUAUCACUCUCAUCUACUUUGUAGCCUUUCUCACAGAGAUGAUUCACCACCUCAUCGGGCCCUUCUGUAACUUCCAACCACUGCUGACACGCACAGAGGUGUACAAGACUGGUGUGACGCAUUACUUCAGCAUGGCAAAGGCUAAGGCAGAGCUCAGCUAUGAGCCUCAGGAGUACACCCUGGAUGAGGUUGUUCAAUGGUUCAGAAGCAGAGGCCAUGGGAAAAAAUCAAACAGCUCCUUCCUCACUCGGUUGCUACUAGACAUCCUGUUAGUCUCUGCUUUUGUUGCCGUGGUUCUCUCUUUUCUUCCAUUUGUUGGCAGUUGAUGAGCAGCUAAAGCAGAAAUAUCACUCAGGCAUUUUGUAAAAUGCCGCAUCAAAAUUGGCUCAUAACCAGGUUGUUUACAAGUCUUAGUAUGACAACGUCCAUGGACACGUUUGAUUACGCAACCAGUCAAUGCUGGCAGGUGCUACAAAAACACCUUUUUAUACUGUAACACCCAUCACAUGUGAAAAGGAUCAUAUUUGUAGCUUAUUGUCUUAAUUUUACAUUCUAUGACUGGUGUCGCAGUCAGAGAUAUAUAUGUCAAAUUCUACCUCUUUUUUCAUAACACCUACCUUUUAAAAGAACAUCCCUGGGGACAAAGAUUGAAAGUAACCUCAUACAGACAUGUUUUAAUGCUGUUUUAUGAAAAGCAAUCUAAUAAAAUUCAAAGGAAUGUUUUUUAAAACUGUAACGAAUAAAU
Messenger RNA from Plectropomus leopardus (leopard coralgrouper), 1952 nucleotides. RefSeq names its product short-chain dehydrogenase/reductase family 42E member 1. The record is from RefSeq and is a predicted model, not a curated record. Gene Ontology annotation, molecular function: oxidoreductase activity, acting on the CH-OH group of donors, NAD or NADP as acceptor. NCBI's taxonomy places the organism in Eukaryota, Metazoa, Chordata, Actinopteri, Perciformes, Serranidae. Gene Ontology annotation, biological process: steroid biosynthetic process.